CAGCUUGCCCGGGUCAAUGCCAUGCGCCAAGAACGGCAUCGUCAGUGGAUUAUGGGAGAACGGUCAAGUGAAAACCAUUAUGCACCAGCAGCUAGAAUUGAUGGCUAUUAAAGUUUUUCAAUGUAGACAAUUUAUUUAUAUGAUGCUUUCUUUGCAUCAUGUACAGUAAAACUGAAACAAAUUUCAGGAGAUUUUGUUAAAUUCAGUAUUUGAUUAGGGCUAUAUUACUGCAUUUAUAUAUAUAUACACACACAAACAUAUACAUUUAUAUAUAUAUAUAUAUAUAUAUAUAUAUAUAUAUAUAUAUAUAUUUGUAUUAUUGUGUGUGCGUGUGUGCGUGCACAUUUAUCUAUAUAUAUAAUGUAGUUACAAAAGGUUUUUUGAUUUGCCAUUUUUAAGUUGCUAUAUCCAUCUGCACUUACAUGUAGGUCCAAGCAUCCCCAGUGAAACUGCAGUUUUGUCUAAAGAAAUACCAUUAAAAUGUACAUUUUGAAAUGUAGACUGGUGUAAAUAUUGAAGUUAAAUAAAGAGUUGGUAACA
Penaeus vannamei (Pacific white shrimp) is the source of this 540-nucleotide messenger RNA. Lineage: Eukaryota; Metazoa; Arthropoda; Malacostraca; Decapoda; Penaeidae. The record is from RefSeq and is a predicted model, not a curated record.